UAUAACCAAGAAAUCGGCCGCGGGGGUCAAGGCUGCUCGUUUGAAAAGUGCGAGGUCAUUACGGUAAAUGAAACCUUUUUAAAAAUUUCUAACACAAAUGAGGAAAAUUUUGUCGGUUGUCGAUGUUCAUUAGAAGAUAAGAAAAAUUUCACUCAAGAUUUACAUUUCACUAUUCACUGUGUAGACUGAAAACAAGACUGUUUAUUUCAUACAUCAUGACCAAUAUCAGUGCCGAAGCGCAAAUUCGAUAUUUAAUCCAAUGGUUUAACGAGUGGAGUGAGCUUCAGAGAUCCGAUUUUCUGCCAAUAUUAGCGGAGAAAUACUCCAAUAAGGUAUAUGUAAAUGGAAUUGUUAAUCACAUGUCGAAUGUCAAUUGCCAGGAUAAACCAAUGUCGUUGUUCGAGUGCCGGAUAAAGUUAUUCAAAGAAUGGUUUGGCCAUUGGAAUCCUGCACAAAGAGACAAUUUUUUAACGAAAAUAUCAGACAUCGAUGAGAUUUUUGCUGCAAAGUUAAAUGUGGAAUUGCAGCAAGGUUUGGAGAAUGGGGAAAUUUUGAACGAAAAUCAUAAUGCGACAAAUGGAGAGGACCUUUUGGAAGAUUAACUAUAUGAAUAGUUUUUUUUUAUUUUACCUGCAUAUCUACGUACCUAAUUAAUUCUAUUUAUUUCUACAUACUUUAAUAAGGAUGUAAGUUGAAUGAAAGCGUGUAUAUAUAGCUUGCAAUUUA
Photinus pyralis (common eastern firefly) is the source of this 726-nucleotide messenger RNA. RefSeq lists its product as uncharacterized. The record is from RefSeq and is a predicted model, not a curated record. NCBI's taxonomy places the organism in Eukaryota, Metazoa, Arthropoda, Insecta, Coleoptera, Lampyridae. The transcript has 4 exons. The coding region runs from base 216 to 602 and encodes 128 amino acids.